Messenger RNA from Vespa mandarinia (Asian giant hornet), 1163 nucleotides. RefSeq lists its product as uncharacterized. NCBI's taxonomy places the organism in Eukaryota, Metazoa, Arthropoda, Insecta, Hymenoptera, Vespidae. The record is from RefSeq and is a predicted model, not a curated record.
CGCCAAGGUCUCUCCUUUGAACUGUGUGUAUCUCGCAACGCAUGUACCAUAUGUACGCUUUUGUACAUGGGAUGACUAUGGAAUUGCGUCGAUAGAACACCAUGAUACCUUUCUUGGGUAUAUAAAGAAGAAAAAAGAAGAAGAAGAAUAAGGGUACAUGUUAAUAAUGGUACACACUAACGUAUCGUUAGCCCAUAGAUUUAUCAGCGUAAACAAUAGAACACCACCACAACGAUUAACAACCCUGUUUUAAAGAGAGAAUACCUUUGUGCCAUACGAUAUCUCAUACCAAGCUUAUGCUACGAUAGACACUCACACAUCUCACAUCACGAACGUUUCGUACGUCCUCGUGCAUUGAUCAAUCCGCGAAUGACGUGGACAGGAUGAUCCGAUCGAAGAGGUAUAUAAAGCUAUCCACCAAAAUGCAAGAGCAUCAUUCGGUCCCUGUACAUCACAGCAGCCGAUUCCAAAAUCAUCAACGUGAGACACCAUGAAGUUCUUCGCCACUAUUACCCUCUUGGCUCUCUUUGCUGUUGCUCUGACGCAAUCGCAACCAGUCGAGACCGAGAAGAAGAUCGAGCCCAUCGAAGCAGAAGAGAAUGCUUAUUUACAAUCGGAACUACGAAAUAAGAGAGGUCUUGCUCCGACGUUAUUGCAAUCAGUCGAAUCUGAGAAAAAGAUCGAGCCCGUUGAAAUAGAAAAAAAUGCUGACUUACAAUCGGAGCUACGAAAUAAGAGAGGUCUUUUCUACAACGCAGCUUACACAGCACCAGUUGCCUAUACUGCUUAUUCCGCACCCUACGCUUAUGCUCGGAGUUAUACUUACCCUUAUGCCUAUUCUUACCGUACCUAUCCUUACGUUUACAGCAGCCCUUACAUCUUAUAAAUUGUUUCCACCCUUAAAAUGAAUACGCACGAUCAUCCGUGAUCUCAAGAAAUUUGGGAAACACGACUUAGGCAAGCUAUAAAUAUGUAUGUAUGUAUGUAUGUAUGUAUGUAUGUAUAUAUAUAUAUAUUAUUCUCUUAUCCUUUUGGAUUUCUUAAUGUAAUUGGCGAGUAAACGUUUAUUAUUGUAACAAUGAAAUUUUAAGAAAUACGCAAAAUUUGGAUUAUCCAUUGUAAAUUAAUUUUAUUUCAAAUACAAACGGUUCUAUGUCGAUUUA